CCAGUGGUCCAUAGCAGAAUAAUCGUGCCUGCACGGUGGAGGAAGUUUCUCCAUGAGUCAUGCACUAUCAAUGUUUUUACCAAUGGAGAUGUCUUGGUUCCUCCAGCUCGGAUACUUAUACCAAAGUAUACUCUAAGGAGCUGGGAGAGAGUACUGGCCAUGGUGACGGAGAAAGUGCACCUUCGCACUGGUGCUGUGCAUAGAUUGUACACAUUAGAUGGGACCCCAUUAUCCGGCUCAGUGGAGCUAGAGAACAACCACUACUACGUAGCGACAGGAGUGGAGAGGUUCAGGCUCCUACCAUACUCACACUGGGUACCCAGGAAAGGACUCAUCCAAGACAUCGGCCUAGGUGUCCACAGUGACUUUCUACCACCAGUGAUGAGGAAGGGAAAGCAACACACAAGAGAACUGUUUGCAGAUCACAGACAACAGGCAGACUCUGUGUUCUACCCCAAGUCUGAGAGAGAGAGAGCUGCCAUGAAGCAGCAGCCAGUCUCCACCACCUCAACCCCUCUCCUCCUCCUCUCAUCAGGGGAGGACAGUGUGUUCAAAGCCAAAUCAAGGAGGAGGGAGACGGUCGGGGUGGCAGAGAUACAAGAGGAUGGACAACUAACAGUGGACCUGCCAAUCGACCAGGUGGAGGCCAAGGUGGUGGAGGAGCAGUGUGAUGUCAUCAUGGCGUUGUCUCCUCAGCAAGACAGUGGUGGAGGUGAAACGUUCUGCUCUAUAGUACCGAAGUCAGCCAGCUCCAAGAAGGCCUCGGCCAGACUGACCAGUGCCUUUCCUGAGCAGUCAGCACCCCAGGCCGGGCCCCCAGAAACGGGUCGAGUCACCCGAACCCUCACCCACUCCCCCGCAGGGACCAGCCCCACCACACCUACCAGAGACACAGAGCCCCUACAGACACAUGGCAAGACUGAGCCACAGAAUGUAAAGAAAGCCCCCAAGGUGGCGACGAGAGCAGAAGACACAAGACGUCAGUAG
Molecule: messenger RNA, 987 nt
Organism: Oncorhynchus tshawytscha (Chinook salmon)
Lineage: Eukaryota; Metazoa; Chordata; Actinopteri; Salmoniformes; Salmonidae
Product: doublecortin domain-containing protein 2-like
Exons: 9
Coding region: 160-987 (275 amino acids)
Biological process (GO): intracellular signal transduction
Cellular component (GO): microtubule; microtubule organizing center
Source: RefSeq, a predicted model, not a curated record